AUGGGCCAAAAGCACAAUCGACGCCGUGCACGACACCGUUCGUUAAACGCCCGUACGACCGCCGUGACGAAACGAUAUCCUCACCUCAUACCGGAUCUUGUCAGUCUCCACGGUCUUCUUCCAUAUGACGGCUACGCCGUGACUUCGCUUCCUUCCCGCUUGCCACAAGUUUGUACACCAGGACCGGGCCCUACCUGGCACAGUCGGUACCUGACGUUGCAAACCCGUGAUCGCAGACAAUGCCAGUUCACUUCUAGAUUCGAAGUUGAGCAGUGCCGUCUCUUCGGAGGUGAGCCUGGGGACGAUGUCGAUUUGUGUUAUCGCAUGUUGGAAUAUUUUGAUGGACUGGACUAUAUCGACACAUGA
Molecule: messenger RNA, 366 nt
Organism: Coccidioides immitis RS
Lineage: Eukaryota; Fungi; Ascomycota; Eurotiomycetes; Onygenales; Onygenaceae
Exons: 1
Coding region: 1-366 (121 amino acids)
Source: RefSeq, a predicted model, not a curated record